Pristis pectinata (smalltooth sawfish) is the source of this 2520-nucleotide messenger RNA. RefSeq names its product carbohydrate (N-acetylgalactosamine 4-0) sulfotransferase 14 (gene chst14). Gene Ontology annotation, molecular function: sulfotransferase activity. The transcript is spliced from 2 exons. Gene Ontology annotation, cellular component: membrane. The record is from RefSeq and is a predicted model, not a curated record. NCBI's taxonomy places the organism in Eukaryota, Metazoa, Chordata, Chondrichthyes, Rhinopristiformes, Pristidae. Gene Ontology annotation, biological process: carbohydrate biosynthetic process; dermatan sulfate proteoglycan metabolic process. The coding region runs from base 124 to 1188 and encodes 354 amino acids.
GCAGCGCAUGCGCGUUGGCGGUGGAGUAUGGAGGGUUGGGGGGCGGGUCGAGUUGAGUAAGGGGAGGGGGAGAGAGGGAGAAAAAAGAGGGUCGAUCGGUCGGUGUGAGCUGGAGCCAGCGUUAUGGUAGGGCUGAAGGCGGCCCGGGCGGUGCGCAGGGCAGUGCUGCUCCCCACCAUGUUGACGUUUGGUGUGAUCGUGGCGUCGGGCGGGCUGUUGCUGAUGAUCCAGAAGGGGAUGCUGGCGGAGGUGGACACGCUGAGCAGCCACACGUACGGAGCCCGGAGCCGGUCCCGCAGCAGCACCAGCUCCAGGCCCAACUCCCGCGGCGGGCAGGAUUGGAAGGGGGGCGAGGAUCCGGAUUACCAGAUUAUUCAAGAGAUCCGGAACAGGACUCUUCGGAGUGUUUGCAAACAGAAGACAAUGCCACACAGUAUUUUGGAUUUAACCUCACCCCAACGACGGACUUUGCUGAAACACAUUCUAGUUAAUGAUGAAUACAGGUUUUUGUAUUGUUAUGUGCCCAAAGUUGCGUGCUCUAACUGGAAACGUGUUAUUAAAGUUCUGAGUGGCGCAUUGGAUAACGUGAACGUGCAGAUCAAAAUGGACCACAAAAAUGACUUGGUCUUCCUUGGGGAUUUAAAGAACAGUGAGAUUAAAUAUAGGCUGAAACAUUACUACAAGUUUAUGUUUGUUCGAGACCCAAUGGAACGAUUAUUGUCAGCUUAUAGAAAUAAAUUUGGAGAAGUGGUGGAAUACCAAAGGAGGUAUGGAAUGGAGAUAGUGAGAAGAUAUAGGAAAAACAUUGGGCAGUCCAAGGGGGAUGAUGUUACUUUUUCAGAAUUUCUUCGGUAUUUGGUGGAUGAAGAUGUAGAGACAAUGAAUGAACAUUGGAUGCCAGUUUAUAAUCUGUGUCAACCAUGUGCUGUGACGUAUGACUACAUUGGUUCUUAUGAACGAUUGCAUAGUGAUGCACACUAUGUACUUCAAAAUGUUGGGGCCUUGGACCGUGUUGAAUUUCCUGAAAGACAAGCAUGGUAUAAACCUGUCACAAAGGAGAUCUUGCAUUACUAUCUAUGUAAAGUGCCUCAAGAACUUCUGCGUGAACUUCUACCAAAGUAUAUUCUAGAUUUUUCAUUAUAUGCUUAUCCUCUCCCAAAUGUUACACAUGAAUAUUGCAGGCAUUGAAGAGCAUUGUCUCCAUGGUGUAUGGAUGAGAAUGUGUUUUGCCACUUAUUUUGUAAAUGAUGAUUGGAUUAUUAGCAUUCCUAUAGCAUUCUCUUAUUGCUUUUGUUUGGUUAUUAUAUAUGCAUAUAACAUUGGGGUGAUGGACUUGUCCCUAAACCUCACUUCUCACCCUUUUUUUCUCUCUACCCCUCCCCCCCCCAAAAAAAGUAGGUGACUUGAAUAUUUUCUGUGAUUUUAAAUAUUUGGUCCAAAUUUACUUGUGUAAUUUCCCCAGGAUCAGUAUUUCAGUAAUUGUUUUUGUCUUGCACUUUUGUCAAGACACUUUAAAAGAUGUUUUUCCAGCUAUUUUCAUACUUCUACUUUCCUGAGCUCACUUUGUUCCUUUUCCUCUUCACUUGUUUAGUUUCUUUGCUCUUCAAAGAUUUUUCUGUUCUGUUUUUCAGAAGCUGCAAAUAGCAAUAAUGUUAUUCCCAGUGUGUAGAGAUAGUGUUUCCACUGUCAGUUAAACCCACUGAUCACAUUGGUGUAGACUGAGAUUUUAUGUGUAAAUUUAGUAUUUAACUAUCCUCCAUUAUCUGCAUUUUUCAGGUGACAAUUGCCAUACUCUUAAUGGGAAUAGUUGCUGUAGUUCCUUUGACUUUUUUUUACUGUGUUCUUUAGUAAAUUAGUUUUCCAAACAAUUGACUAUGAGCCCAGACUUGAACCUCACACCACCUCUUACUGAUUAGUUGACAGUAUUCUUAAUGUUAAUUUAGCAGUAGGAAAUUCUCUAGUUAACUUUGUGUUGUAGUACUCAAAUUCUGCUGUGUAAUAAGUAAACAACAUAAGAAGGACAAUACAAUAAAAUCUUACAGGGACCAAUAAGAACACUUUUUUUUUACCAGGACUUGACUGUUGUCUUUUUGCUGCUUGUUUUUAUCUUAAAGGAGCAGGGCUCGUAUCUUUGAAUCAGUGGUACUUGGUUACUUUUUAAUAGCUGCUUUAUUGUAGAAUGACAGAAGCUCUAAUGUUGCAUUAGAAAUUGGCUAUUCUUGAUCACCUUGUAAAUAUGGAUUUUAUGCUUUUUUUUAAACUGUACAUAGAAUGUACUAGGAUUGUGAUAUUGUUGUUUUGCUUGUCUUGCUAAUUGUGUGGAACACCACAUACUUUAUCAUGUCUUCCACAGAGUAGUGGAAGAUCUAAUGUAUGUAUUGUAUAAAUUCUAAAGACAGCUGAGUAGCUUGGAUUAGAGUUCACUGGGAACUGGUAUGGCUAAUAGCACAUUUUUUCAUUUGAAAAGUAUAUUUUUAUGAAGAUGUUACAUUUGCAAGUCAAAUAAAAUAUUGCCACCUU